Messenger RNA from Onychostoma macrolepis, 2182 nucleotides. RefSeq names its product GTPase IMAP family member 9-like. Gene Ontology annotation, molecular function: GTP binding. NCBI's taxonomy places the organism in Eukaryota, Metazoa, Chordata, Actinopteri, Cypriniformes, Cyprinidae. The transcript has 2 exons. The coding region runs from base 160 to 1383 and encodes 407 amino acids. The record is from RefSeq and is a predicted model, not a curated record.
GUCUGCUUUCUCAGAGUCUCUAUUCGUGCUUUUUUUGUUUGUUUCUUUAAAGGAAACCUCUGCUUCAAAUAAUAGGCUAAUUAUUUGAUUGUUUGUUUCAUUAAUUUACAGUCUGCUGAGAAUUAUUAAUCACUUCCGAAGAAACCUAGCAGAAAUAAAAUGAGUAAUAACGGGUCAUCUAAUUGGAGGAUUGUUCUGUUGGGUCAAACUGGAGCAGGAAAAAGUGCAACAGGAAACACAAUACUGGGAAGAAACUGUUUUAAUAGUGAACAUUCCUUAAAUUCAGUCACACUCAACUGUAAUAAUAGAGUCGCAAAGGUGUUUGGCAGAAGCCUUUCAGUAACUGAUACUCCAGGACUGUUUGAUACAUCUUUGACUAAACAAAAGCUGAAAACUGAAUUAGAGAAAUGUGUUGAGAUGUCUGCUCCUGGUCCCCAUGCGUUUCUGCUGGUGAUCAGACUGGAUGUCAGAUUUACAAGGGAACAGAAGGACACAGUGAAAUGGAUUCAGGAGAACUUUGGAAAAGAUGCUACAUGUUACAUCAUCAUUCUUUUCACACAUGUUGAUGUACUAAGGGGAUCAUCAUUAGAUGAUUUUAUUAAAAAAAAUCCAGAUCUACAAGCCUUUACUGAGAGUAACCCAUAUCACUCCUUUGACAAUGACAACAGUCAAAAUCGAGAUCAAGUUAAAGAGCUGCUAGAGAAGAUUGGACAAAUGGUGAAGAGAAACAAUGGAACACACUACACCAAUGAGAUGUAUAAAAGAGUCCAGAGAAAGAUCAAAUUAAUAAAAGGUGCAAAAAUAGGUGGAAUGGCAUUAGGAACAUUAGCAUUCAUUGCCGCAACAGGAGGAGCGGGUGUAGGAUUGGCAGCAGUAGUGGGAGCAGGAGCAGCAGUGGGGGCAGGAGCAGCAGUUGGAGCAGGAGCAGCAUUGGGAGCAGGAGCAGGAUCAGCAGUUGGAGCAGGAGCAGCAGUGGGAGCAGGAGCAGCACUAGGAGCAGGAACAGGAGCAGCAGUUGGAGCAGGAGCAGGAGCAGCAGUGGGAGCAGGAGCAGCACUAGGAGCAGGAACAGGAGCAGCAGUGGGAGCAGGAGCAGCACUAGGAGCAGGAACAGGAGCAGCAGUUGGAGCAGGAGCAGGAGCAGCAGUGGGAGCAGGAGCAGCACUAGGAGCAGGAACAGGAGCAGCAGUGGGAGGAGCAGCAGCUGGAGGAGCUGCAGCAAUGGGUGCAACAGCAUUGGCAAUGGGAGCAGUAGCAGGAGCAAAUGUAACAGACAAGGAAGAAAAAAAAAAAAACAGUAGAGCAGUAGUAGUUUUUAAGCGUAAUCAACUGACUGGCUGCCAGCAAGAGAAGCUAAGCCUCUUCAAAAGUAAAGAUAACUAAGAUGAUCAAAGUAACAGUUUUUUUUUUUUAUCAAUUAACCUAGUAAUGUUCAUAAUUCAAGUACUGAUUAUAAGGCAUACAGACAAUUAACUUUUUCUUUAAGAUGAGGAAUCUAGAAACAAAAUCUUCAUUUUCAGAUGAACAGUAUAAGACUUUGUGAAUUAAAGCUAUAGUUAUUAUAUCAUUAUUUUCUAACUGUAUUCAAGCAGAAGAUAUCAGUUCAGAAUUGAAUUUUGUCUGCAUAACUGAAUCACUAUUUUCCUGUUUAACACUGUAAAGCUGAUUUGACACAAUCUGUAUUAUAUAAAGUGCUAUAGAGAUUAAGGUGACUUGACUACUGCUCCUCUGAGACAACGUAUAUUGUGAAUGUGCAUUGUGGAAAAAAAGUGCUAAACAAAAAUGACUUGACAUUCCAUAUUGCAUCAGAUUCCUCCUGGCAUUUAUUUUCUAAAAUUGACCAUGUAACUGCUCAUUAUAUUCAACUUAUUACAAGUGUACUAACCAAAUUCACAGACAAAUGGACAUGAAAUAUUGAUUUUCAUUGUAGAUGUUUUAUGCACUUGACCUAAGUUACUAUUAGAGGUAAUUAGUCAUAUCAAGUAUAGUCAUAUCAAUGGAGCAUAACAAGCUAGUGUGAGUAAAUGUGAUGAAAUAUGCAUUCUGUAUUGUUGAAGCAUACUAAGCAAUGCUAGAGUGACAAAAUGUGAUUUGUGAUUUAUGUUUAAAGUUAGUGUCUCAGGGAUGCAAAUGGAAUUAUAACAUUAUUGCUUGUUUUUAAUAUUGAAUAAAGACAAUGAAU